Vespa velutina is the source of this 10598-nucleotide messenger RNA. Its product is annotated as atrial natriuretic peptide receptor 1-like. Gene Ontology annotation, molecular function: protein kinase activity; peptide receptor activity; guanylate cyclase activity. Gene Ontology annotation, cellular component: membrane. Gene Ontology annotation, biological process: receptor guanylyl cyclase signaling pathway; cGMP biosynthetic process; protein phosphorylation. NCBI's taxonomy places the organism in Eukaryota, Metazoa, Arthropoda, Insecta, Hymenoptera, Vespidae. The record is from RefSeq and is a predicted model, not a curated record.
UGUAGAAAGAUUUUUAAUAGAGAUCCGGAAAGUAUUAUUAAUAUAAAUAUUUAAUAUUUAUGUAUAUACAAGAAUAAAUAUAUAUUAACAAAUAUUUAAUAUCUAAAAGAGCUUUUCAAUCUCUAACGAAUUAAUAUGAAUAUAUUAAAUUAUAUUUUGGAUUGUAUUAAAGGAAAAAUAUUGCGCGUUAAUUUAUUUAUUUGACCUCUUCACAAUCUUAACUCAAUUGCAUUUCACUCGAAGAAUUAGCGUGACCAACGUACACAUACACAGACGAUAUGUAUCUGUUUGUACUUGCAAUUGGUAAGAAAGGACUUUUGUCCUUUAACCGAAUGAAUAUAGUUCCAAUCGCUAAUACGAUGAAGAACCAAUCAGAGUUGAUCGUGAGGUGUAUUGAUACCGAAUAUUCUGAAAGGGACUACUUUAGAUUCAACAGUUAUUGUCUACUCGCCGUAUAGGAUGGACCGAAACAUAUUAAUUAAGUAAUUAGUUCCAUCAAAUUAGCUCAACAAAUCUGUAUUUCACAAAUUUCCUUUAUCAUCAACAUUUGAAAUAUUAACAAGAGGACAAAGAUUCACACGAAUGUCCUUCGGAAAGAAGUCAGAUUUCGGAUUAAUGGAAUAUGCGAGGAGUUUCUUAAGGCAUAAUGCGCAUGUGCACUGGUCGACAUUCUCAACGACGCCGACGCCAUUAUUAUGAAAUUUGUUGCAACAGUCAAGUAUAUCCAAGAAGCAAGUAUAUCCAACAUUUUUAAUUUGUUAUCAACAUGACACAUAAUUAUUAUAUCAUUCUUUGACGUUUUUUUUUUUUUUUUCUUUCCCGAUAAAAACAAUUCUUCCAUAUUCUUCUCCAAUAUAUCUUGGACAUGUCGAAAUAUUUUAUUAUCGAUCAUAACGAACAAUUGAUUAUUUAUGAUUAACAAUCGUACAUAUAACGUAUACACACUAAUAUUUGUCGUCGUCUAAUGGAAAUUAUUAUAUGCCUUUGUUGUUUGUUUUAUUUGUAAUCACUUAAAAAUGAUGAAAGACGGCUUAUCGAUGAUUCUGAUUUGUAAUACAGUUAUUGACUCAUUGACGAAUUAUUAUGUAGAAUCAUGCAUUGAAUAAUUAUUUCGUAGACUCGCGCGUUGAUUUUUACAAAUCUUAUCCAAUACUCAUACAUUCCUUCGUAUAUAAUACGUGAAUGUAUAUGUGUUAAUGCUUCAAGGUGUUACAUACGUCUGAAAAGUUUGAAAAAUUUAAUUUAUAUGGUUCUUUUUUCUCGUUUUUUUUUUGUUUUGUUUUUCAUUCAUUUUAUUAAUCGACUUUCGAUAAAAAAAUUUAUUAGUUUUUUGAUAUUUAAAGCGAAGAGAAACAUACAAACAAAGAUUUCCGCGCAACAAAGAUUAGACAAUGAUACGAAAUUUCAUUCAAAUCGGUUUUGAGUAAAACAGCGUUUAAAAUAAAGAUACAUGGAUAUAUCUAUAGAUAUGGAUAAAUGAAGAUACAUAUACUUCAAAUGGCUGUAAAUUUGUCAAUUUUUGAAAUAUUAUUUCACGAUGGGUUUCAAAGGAAUUAACGACACCAGAAUUUAACGAGAGUGUCUACGUAUGCAACAAUUCUUUAACCUAUGAGAUCUGGAUAAUCGAUAUUACUUUCUACGUAAAGUAUUUUUUUCCAAUCUUUUUCUUUCUUUCUUUUUUUUUUUUUUUUUUUGACUUAAUCCACUGUUACAAUUAACGGCGAUCAUGAGGAAAGAAAGGAAAAGAAAAAAAACGAAGAAGAAUGAAAAACGUAACGUUUCUUUCGUAUUAUUGUAAUUGCGAAAAUAAUAUCGUAUUUCGAAUAAAAGUUAUUUGCGAUCAGGCGUAUUGCGCGUUUGAAAGUUGUGUGACGCGUUGAAGAAAUAGGAAAAAGAGAAAAGAAAAGGAAAAAAAAAGUAUUAUAUUUAGCGUCCUUACGUUUACGUCAAAAGAAAAUCAAAAUGUAUCCAUACCUAUUAUAUAUCUAUUCGUAAAUAAUGAAAUGUUUUCAUCGACAUGAUUACUUUUCAAAGUAAUCAUAGAAGGGUAGGCUUCUAAUGAGAGACACUUGUUGCACCCUCUCGUGCCAUGUUGCGGAUGCGCAAAAGUAAAAGAAGAUAUCUCUAUCUCCUGUUUAUGAUCAGUCGAGAUUUUACUUUCGCGAAGGAUAGAACUUGCUCUCCUGUUGUUGAUAAUUUUUCGUUCACAACCCCCUGCAGAUCGAAUAGAUAUAUAAUACAGGUACUACAUUAUCAUAAGGUCUACAUAUACCUGUUUGCGUUUUAUUAUUAAAGCUCUUGAAAGAGAGAUAGAGAUAGAGAUAGAGAUAGAGAUAGAGAUAGAUAGAUAGAGAGAGAGAGAGAGAGAGAGAGGGAGGGAGGGAGGGAGGGAGAGAAAUAUCGGUGAAAAACCGGAUGAUUCAAUUGAAUUUUAUCACUGCGAUAUCCACGAAUUAGUCUUUGAUAUCCUUCGGAUGGUCGCGCAAAGAAAACUCAAUGUUGAAAGAAAAUGAACGAGCUAAAGGGUAGAGGUGAGGGAUUAACGCACAUCGGAGAUUUCGAUAACUAUUAUCAAACGCCUAUACGAUAUAAACGAUUGGCGAUAAGGUAGCGCGAUUCUGAGCGCGUGUUUGUCGUUAUCAUCAAACGAAGUUCUCUGUCUCUCUCUCUCUCUCUUCUUUCUUCUGACCGGAUUCAAAGUGUCAGUAGGUAUUACGAUCUCGAGGAGAAUCGCGCUAUACGAGGUAUGUACGUCUUAUUGAAAUUGAAAGACACCUGUGAACCAUUUCUAAUCUAAUGGACUAAUAGCUCGAAAGGACGAAUCGUUUUAAUUCAAUUUUUGUUGAUUAAUAAGCGCGCGCGCGCGCACAUUAUUUUGUUUUCGUUUUUAUUUACGCGUUUCAGUGAUAAGAACAAAUAAAAGGAUAAGAGUGAAAAAGGCAAAGGAAAAUCCAAACGUUAUCAUUUUGCUAUAUCAUUUGGAAAGUACGAUAAUCGAUAUCGACAUUACGAAUCAUCAAUCAAGUUCAAGUUGGAGGAACACAGCGCGAAGACGUGAAGGUCGAAGGAGAUCGACGAAGGAGAAAGAAGAGAGAAUAAACGAAGAUAACGACAAUGCGAUUAUGUGUAAUUCGUAUAAUUGCGCAUCUUUUUCUUACGACGAAUCGUCCAAUUGUUUGUUGUUGAAAAAAAAAUCGUAUUGCAUGUACACUAUCAUAUGCAUAUGAAAAAGAUCGUAUUCGUAUAGGGUAAAGUUUUUUUUUUUUUUUUUGCAAUUUGUCAUUUAGUGAAAAUAUUGUCGAAAUCGUUGGAAUUUCGUUUGAAGAAAUUUUAGGUGAGAUAGCCGAGUUUAUUGGUGCGAUAGAUGAUCAAACAUAUCAGCCGAUAAUACAGAACGCACCGCUCAGUAUACUCUUUUCCGAUGCGCGAGAAUGAUCGUUAAAGUAUCACGAUUUCGAUCUUGGCUAAUCGUAAAUCAGGAUGCGCUCGCUCGCGAUCAUGCGUCUGCCGUCGCCCUCGCCCUCGCCGUCGCCGUCGCCGUCGCCGUCGCCGCUGCCGUCGUCGUCGUCGUCGUCGUCGUCGUCGUCGUCGUCGUCGUCGUCGUCGUCGUCGUCGUCGUCGUCGUCGUCGCCGUCGCCGUCGUCGUCGGGGGUUGUUGCGUCUUUCGAGCUUCCUCAUCCUGAGAUCGUCGUCGUACGUCUAUGAAAUAACUCUCGGUUUUACACGCCGGAAGAACAAAAAUAGAAUUGAGAAAACAGGCUAACGAUCGAGAUAAUCAUCCGACGUUGAUAGCGUUCAAAGGAAUGGGGUUAUCGAAGCGCGAGAAAGGUGCUAACCAGUGAAAAUGAGAGUUGAACGAGGAGGAGAAGUUCGCCGUUGUCGAAUUUGAGAAAGGAACGAUGAAGAAAAUUGAUCGAUUAGUCGAUCGAUCGCGCGUACAACAGUUCCUUGAGAAGUUUCGGACAUAUAUAUAGUACAUUUCGUUCUUUCUUCCUUUGUUUUCUUUGUUUUCUUUUUUCUCUUUUUUCUCUUUUUUCUCUUUUUUCUCCGAUUAUCUUCAUCACCUUGUGGAAUCGCGUGGUGCGUUAAUCGGGGCAUAAAGGAUAAAUGAGAUCAGCUCGCAUCGAUGGGGAUCUCGCAUCGUUGGAUCUUCAUACUGACGACGAUCUUUUCUUUGAUGCGUCAUGCCGCAGACGGGAAGGUAACCUGUCGCGAGAUACAAUUCCCACGUGAUUGCGAAGUACUCUGUAGCACAAGCCAAACUGGGAUCAUCUCAUGUGAGCUGCGAGUAGCCGUUAUAUUGCCUGCUGAUCCGAACUUCGAGAUAUCGUUGCCUAAAGUUUUACCCGUUCUCGAUUUGGCAGUUUACGAAGCCAGAGCUCGCAAUCUGCUGCCGCAUUGGUUGAAUCUCACGUUUUUACCUCAGGACGACCACUGCGACGCGAUGUACGCACAAGUCUGUUCGAUCGAUAGUUACUUGAAUUGCGUGCACCUCUUUCUCGGACCGGCUUGCGAUUAUUGCGUCGCCGUCGUCGGAAGAGCAGUCAAAUUUUUAGGCGCUCCGUUGAUUACCACAGGGGGAUUUACUUUCGAUUUUACAGAGCAAAAGAGGGAAUGCAAGGACGAGUACUUUAUGACUACACGCGUUGGGAAUUUGGCUUUUCGGGAUAUAGCGCAGUUCUUGAUAGCUAUCAUAAAUUAUUACGAAUGGCGAAAGGUCCAUUUGUUUUAUGCGACGAAUGGACAAAUUCAGGUUGGCGGGAGGCAUUGUUGUCAAUUAAUGAUGAAAUCCAUGGUCGAGUAUCUUAAGAAGAAGCCUAAUUUUACGUUUGGCACUUAUGACAUUGAAACUGCCACGUCGGUGGAUUAUUUGGAAGCUCUUAAAGUACACGUCGGCAAUUCUUACGCAGAUGCCUUUUUGGGUCCCGUUUGCGACUACGUUAUUGCACCAGUGGCGAGAUAUGCUGGUGUAUGGGGGAUACCAGUAUUGACGGCAGGUGCUCAGGCAGAGGCCUUUCGUCAUAAGGACGAGCACUAUCCGACGUUAACGAGAAUGAUGGGGAGCCAUCGUUUGGUCGGCGAAGCGUUAAGACACAUACUUCAAAGAUUCGGCUGGAAAAUUGCCGGUCUAUUAUAUCAUAAUCACGCAAUGGCGAGCAGCCGCGGUAAUUCAGAGUGCCAUUUCACUUUGGGAGCCGUAUUUACAGCGUUGAAUCAAACACCAGCUCACAAAAGUUUCAAUCAGGAAACUACCAAUGCCGAGGACUACAGGAAUCUUCUUCUAUUCGUGUCAAAGUCUGCGAGGAUCGUGGUCAUGUGCGCAAAUUCUACCACCAUACGGGAGAUAUUGCUCGCAGCCGAGGAACUCGGAAUGGUUGAUUCCGGAGAAUAUGUAUUUUUCUCGAUAGAGCUUUCAUCUAGCGACAACAAUUCCAUAGAACCAUGGAAAUUGGAGGGCGACACGGAUGAGAGAAACGAGAAGGCGAGAAAAGCGUACCAAGCACUUUUGACUGUAACCGCACGGACUCCUGACGAUCUUGAAUAUUUAAAUUUCUCGCGUGAAGUUAAAUCGUUGGCACAAAGCAAAUACAAUUUCACCUUCGGCAAUAGUUCCGUUUCGACGUUCGUCACGGCCUUUUACGAUGCCGUUCUUCUUUAUGCUCUCGCGCUUAAAGAGAGCCUACCGGAAAAGCCUACCGGUGAGGUUGAUCUUGAUGGCGGCAAUUUAACGAGAAGAAUGUGGGGUAAAAGUUUCAAAGGUAUAACCGGAGACGUGAAUAUCGACGAGAAUGGCGAUAGAAUCGCGGAUUAUUCCCUUCUGGACAUGAAUCCGGAAACUUCGAAAUUCGAGAUCGUUGCCAAUUAUUACGGUGCUAACAAAACUCUGGACUAUAUAAAGGGAAAACAGAUUCAUUGGUCCGGGGGAAGACCGAAACCACCCCCCGAUACUCCAACUUGCGGAUUCGAUGGAUCCCUGUGUCCGGAUAAUUCUCUCCCAGGAUACGCCAUUCUCUCGAUAGUCUUGAGUUCGAUCGUGGUCGUUCUGGUUGUGGCCUCGGUAUUUAUUUAUCGUCACUUCAAACUAGAGGCUGAAAUCGCUUCUAUGACGUGGAAAGUACACUGGGAAGACAUCAUCUGGGUACCUUACGCGAGGAUUAGAGGCUCGAUGUAUUCGUUAAAUGCCAACAAGUUACGUAAUAGCCAACUUAGCGUAUACUCCGAUGAUAACGUUAGUCUACCGGAGGGUGUGGACAAGCACGUCUAUAUUCCAACAGGAUUUUACAAGAACUCAAAGGUGGCUAUAAAAUUAAUACCAAGGAACAAAGUGGAAAUAUCGAGGCCUUUAUUGCUCGAGUUAAAACGGAUGAAAGAUCUACAGCACGAUCAUUUGGUGCGUUUCUAUGGUGCUUGCGUCGACCCACCCCAUUGUUGUCUAUUGACGGAAUAUUGUCCUAAAGGAUCCCUUCAGGACAUACUUGAAACGAACAGAUUAAACCCGCAUCGUUUAUUUCGCGGCUCUUUGAUACACGAUAUAGUACGUGGGAUGGCCUAUUUACACGCUUCGGAGGUUAAAAGCCACGGGAAUUUAAAGUCGAGCAAUUGCGUUUUGGAUUCGCGAUUCGUCCUAAAAAUCGCCGAUUUUGGUUCUUCACGAUUGAGGAGGUCCGGUCCAUGGAAGAGGAAUUCGACCAAAAAGCAGUUCAUGUACGCUUAUUGGAGACGACAAUUGUGGACGGCGCCGGAGUUGUUGAGAAUGGAGAGGCGACCACCGGAAGGUACAAAAGGUUACGUUUAUAGUUUCGGAAUAAUCGUACACGAGAUCGUCGUUCGUAAAGGUCCUUUCUAUUUGGGAGAAAAUUACGAUCCACCGCCUAUGGUGAAAAUCGUCGAGGGUGUCAGGAAAGGGGGUAGUUCACCUUUAAGACCUGUGAUCGACGAGAGCGCCGUAGAGGAGGAGGUAGCCACAUUAAUGAGACGAUGUUGGGCGCAGGAUUCAGCCGAUCGACCUGAUUUUCCCGCGCUAAAGCAAACCAUACGCAAGAUCAACAAAGAUUACGAGAGUAACAAUAUCCUGGACAAUUUGUUGUCUCGUAUGGAACAAUAUGCGACGAAUUUAGAGACCUUGGUCGAGGAACGUACUGCGGAUUACUUCGAGGAGAAACGCAAAUGCGAAGAGCUACUGUACCAGUUACUGCCAAAAUCCGUCGCAUCUCAAUUGAUACUCAGUCAAAGCGUGAUCGCCGAAACUUACGAUCAAGUAACAAUAUACUUCAGCGACAUCGUCGGUUUCACCAGUCUAUCGGCCGAAAGUACGCCUCUUCAAGUAGUCGACUUGUUGAACGAUCUCUACACAUGUUUCGACUCCAUCAUCGAAAAUUUCGACGUUUAUAAGGUCGAGACGAUAGGAGACGCUUACAUGGUCGUAUCCGGAUUACCAAUGAGAAACGGUACGAAUCAUGCAAGGGAAAUAGCAAGGAUGAGUUUGACACUAAGGGACACCGUCAUGACUUUCAGAAUCCGUCAUAGACCGGAGGAAAAAUUGAAACUUCGUAUAGGAAUGCAUUCCGGACCAUGCGUAGCGGGUGUGGUUGGUUUGAAAAUGCCGAGGUACUGUCUAUUUGGUGAUACGGUCAAUACGGCAUCUAGGAUGGAAAGUAACGGUGAAGCUUGGAUGAUACACGUCAGUCCAAAGACGAAAGAGAUAUUGGAUACUUUUGGAACAUUCGAUCUCGUUUGCAGAGGAGAGGUAACAUUAAAGGGCAAAGGUACGAUGACGACGUAUUGGUUGAUAGGUGAAAAGCCAAUCAACAAUAAUAUUAAACAAACAAAGACAGCUCAAUCAACCGCCCAACUUCCGCCAGUCCCUAAUGAAUCAGUGACGCAGCAGCAGCAGCAGCAGCAGCAGAAGAUACAACCGAUGAAAAAUCAAUCGAUUCAAACGAAAAAGGAAUCGAAGGGCCAAACUCACACUACUCAGUCGAAAAUUCAGUCUGAAGUGGAAUCGCCUCAAGCACAUUAUGUAUCAGUUAAAGAUCUUUCGCAAAAGAAUCAACCUCAGCAGCAACAGCAACAACAACAAAAACCACAGCAUCAACAGGAGAAAUCGCAACAGCAACAACAACAAGCAAAACCACAGCAGCAACAACAACAAGCAAAACCACAGCAGCAACAACAACAAGCAAAACCACAGCAGCAACAACAACAAGCAAAACCACAGCAGCAACAACAACAAGCAAAACCACAGCAGCAGCAACAAGCAAAACCACAGCAGCAGCAACAACAACAAGCAAAACCACAGCAGCAGCAGCAACAGAAAGCACAGCAGCAACAACAGCAACCACUACAAGCAUCGUAUCAAAGUAAUCAAAAUCGAAUACAUUUUGGUAGCAGUAAUUGCAACAUCACGACCACCGGAAACGGAGCACCUGCAGGUCGUGUGACAUCAAGCAGUGUCGUUUCGCCAGCUCACGUACGUUCAGUUCCAGUACAACCAAAUCGACAGGCUUAUACUUACUCGACGGAAAGUAUGCCGAAUCACACCGAGAGUGGUCCAAACACGCCCCUUCUUUUACCCGCAGACUCGGCGCCUCGAAUUUAGCUCUCUUCGUGCGUCUCUUAUACCGAGCUUGAAAGCUCGUUGACAAGAAUUGAGUAUGAUUCUACCUUGACGGAUAUCCUGCCAUCUGAUAAUAACCAAGGAAAAGAUUAAUUCUUGAAUAAAAAGGAAAAAAAAGAAGCUCUUGCUAUCGCGAAUCGGUCCAGAUAUCAAAAUAGUUAGUGCACGUUCUUGCAUUUCUAUAAGUUUACAAUAGAUGGUGAGAUAUCGCGUAUCGAACGAGUGGUGCCAUUACCGAACAGUUAGAUCGACGGUAAGUCGAAUUAUAAUAUGUAUACAUAUGUAAUAAGACAAAGUGAUCUCUUUCUAGAUGGUAUUACAGAACUAAUAAUAAAGUCAAUGGUGAUGCAUCUGACUAUAUAAAUCACCUGAUUUUUCCAAAGCUAUGUUAUGUUGUACGUACUCCUAUGAUACCGAGGACUUGUUUUAGAGAAAACAAAAAAAUGAAGAAAGAGAAGAAAAGAGAGAAGAAGAAGCACCUCCAUUUAAUAUAAGUAGGUAUUCGUGGAGAGGUUGACCUGAAGGGCCCCUGGAUAGCUCAAUGGUUAGAAUAGCUGCCUCAAAAAGCGGAAGGCCCGCGUUCUUGAGUCCUGCUCCAGAUUACAUGACGGCCCUACUUUUUUACGAAUCCUACGUAUAUAUAUGUAUAUCUAUAUGAAUGUGCAUAUAUAUAUAUAUAUAUAUAUAUAUACAUACAUUGGGCGAAUGAUUCAGUAUUCAAUACCGAUUAGCCCGAAUCGACCAGUAUUAGACAAGGUGCUGUUAACGAGAAAGUGCGUACGACGAAGUGGGGAAAAAAGAUUAAGUAAGUUUUCUCGUAGCGAUAAAUUACUCAUAUUUCUUUUUACGGACGAAAAUCUAGGACACGCGUUUCGUUCAUUGUUUUAAUUACAUCAAAGUAUUCACAUCUCUUAGGAUUAAUACUUUUUCGUCGUCUUUCUAAACCGUAUUUUUUAAAGCUUUGCCGAAAGAAAUCUUAAACGACUAUACUCAACAAGUAUAUUCUUUUCCUUUUUUUAGUUUCAUGCCAAAAAGGAGUAUGUCCUUGUGUAUGUGUGUUGUGCGUGUGUGUGUGUGUGUGAAAGAAAGAGAGAGAGAGAGAGAGAGAGAGAGAGACAUAGGACCAAAUUAACUUCGAUCUGUUGCUAUCCUUAAAGUUUCAUGGAGAUAUUAUUUUCCAUUCAUUAUAAAGGGUAACACGAAACAAAAUGGAUGGUAUAAGUGCGUGGCGAGACGAAUGAAAGGGUGAACUUUGUCAUUAACGUUGUACAAGAGAGAAUCAAUAAUGAAUUUAUUCCAAAGUUAUAUAUAUAUAUAUAUAUAUAACUUCGGAAUUAAGAAAAGAAAAAUCCACUUGAGUUAAUUGCGAUGGGAUAACGAGAGAUAAGUAUAUAUAUAUAAAAAUAUAGCUAUAUCUAUAUAUGUAUACACGGUCUAACACACAAACACACAUAUAUAUGUGUGUAUAUAUAUACAUAUGUGCGUGUGUGUGCGUAUAUAUAUGUGUUUACAAAGAUGUUACGAAGAAAUAGAUUAUAUGUCUGUGAAAAGUUAGACAGUAUAGAAGCAUCGAUGUUCAGCAAGCAAUUUCUAGCGAGAAGAGGCUGGGCCUCUCGUGAGUAUGAUAUAAAAAAGGAAACAGAUGAAGAGAGUAAGAGCGAAAGAGAGAGCGAGUGUGUUUGUGUAUGUAGGAUUAUAUGCAUGAGAGAAAGAACCUAAAUAAGUAAGUACAUAUACAUAGAAUGCGUACGAGCGUUAGUAUGUACGUAAUAUUUUGUGUGUGACUCGAGAGAGCGAGCGUGUUGCGUUGGUCAGUCAAUGAGACUAUGCGCGCGUGCGACGAGAACAGAGGGGUCAAUCGUUUCUUGGCUUCUUGUAUAUAAGAAACGUGACAAAAGAAAGCAAGGAAAGCGAACGAGCUUAUCGUGUAUGUAUAUUGAAUAUAUCAUGUCGUAAGAAAUAAAAAUUAUAUUUAUGUUCA